Molecule: messenger RNA, 319 nt
Organism: Amorphotheca resinae ATCC 22711
Lineage: Eukaryota; Fungi; Ascomycota; Leotiomycetes; Helotiales; Amorphothecaceae
Exons: 2
Coding region: 87-299 (70 amino acids)
Source: RefSeq, a predicted model, not a curated record
GGAGAGGCGGGGAGAAGAUAGGUAGAGAUUGGGCAUAUUACGUUGAUUCCUAGGGGCCUCGGAGCUGUCCCUUCUCUACCGCCAAAAUGAUGUUCACACGUGGAUUCUCCUUGACCAACUUCAUAAUCGGUACCUCAGCACUGAGUUUUCAAGUUUUCGUACUGUAUCCAUGGCAUCAAAAACUGGAUGACGAUUUCGAGGAGAUGAAAAGGGAGCAUUUGAAGGCCAUUCAUGCUAGCGAGAAGGCGCGAUUAGAGGGCAUGAAGGAAAUCAGGGAGGCGAUUGCGAAAUUGAAAUGAAAAGUGGUGAUGCUUUCUUG